This is a messenger RNA of Durusdinium trenchii, 396 nucleotides long. Lineage: Eukaryota; Dinophyceae; Suessiales; Symbiodiniaceae. The record is from the annotation of a GenBank genome assembly.
AUGCAAGUGGCAGCCUUGAGGGACAAUGAAGUAACUGCAGACUAUCAUCGUGGCUUCACAAGCUGGGUGGGUCUUCGAGCUGAAGACAUGCAGGAGCCUUUGCUUUUCUACGAGUGGACGCUGUGGUUGGGUGGCCAGCUCUCUGUCAUGAAUUGGCGCUUUACAGCCCGGCGAAAGGGCCUUUCACUGGCGGAUGAUUCCGAGAAGGAGUCGUUUGAGCGUAUGUCACCUCGAUCACAACAGAGGUGGGCAGUGGAGAAGCUAGUGGAUGCCUACGAGAAUGCAGGGCGACCUGUAGAGGAGCUCAAAGUCAAGGCUCCAUCAUGUGAUGCCGACGUCAUCCUCUCUGAGGUCAUGCACUCGGUGCCAAGAUUAAAGGGCGUGAAAUGGCGGUGA